UGCAGAGGACAACCAGAUGGCGUCGCUUUCGCUGCCCACCACACCGUAUAUGACGCUUGGGGUGGACAGCAUUAGUCAGUCGGCGCCGUCAAACCGCACACAAUACGCCCAGCCAAGUCAGCCAUCGCUGCACGGCAACAAUGGCGCUAGCACGGCACAUGACAUGUUUACUUCGCUCAGUGACCCAUCGCUGAUGGACCCAGCACCAGCAAAUGCAGCGGGCUUCUUGGCGGCCGAGUCAUCGAUUGGCAGCCUGGCUAAUCUUGCAGCCGGAACGAGUGCCGGCCUGCACGAUGACUCGCUGAACAUUGAAUUGUAUCCUCCAGCCAAUGGUGCUGGCGGUGUCGGAACUCCGCACGUAGGCUCUGUGGGCGCAGCCGGAUUGCUGUCAGGUGUUGCCACAACAGGCGCUGUCGCUGCCGCUGCUGCUGUGGCAUCAAGCAGCCUGCAGAGCGGCACGCCAUACAUGCCCAACGCUAUGCUUGGUGGGAUUGUCGAUGCCGACCCCGCCUCCACACCUCACAUGGCCAUGCUGGGCAACAACUCGCCCGCUGUCUGGGACAUUCAUGGGACGAACCAGGCAACGACCUAUCUCACCAAACAUGGGCUCGCUCAGACUACAUGGCGGGUCGGUGACGCACACAGCGACCCACUCCCCGGCCCAGCCGCCGAUGGGGUUUCGCUCACCCGCCACCGACUUCACAGGAGUAGCGGCGACAGUGGCGCUGGCAGCAUCAAUCACCCCUGGUAGCAUGGACUAUCCGUCAUUCCCAGUGAGUGGUGCGGCAGGGACUGCAGGCGUACCGCACAACAAGAUGAUGGUGUAUCCGAACAGCAUCGGCGAUGCUACCAUCUCCAUGGCGCUCUUUGAUGAGCGGACAGUCAACACUAUUGCCUCGGUCUUGGCUUCGCCUGAGAUGGCUAUUCCCUUCGAGCAGCCGUCGCCAGCAAUGACCAACUACAACGUGUCGGCAAGCGCGACCCCAGCAGUUGACGGCUGCUCGGCCCCAUCGCUGACCCCCCAGGCGCAUAUGCUGAACAGCGCCCUGGCCAUGCGCACACCCAGAUCGCUGAACUCAUCGCAGGCUGCACCUGAGGACUCGAUUGCAUCGUCGGCAAUGGCCAGCUACUUUGGCACCCUAACCACCACAGAGUCGAUGGUGUCUGCUGCCGCGCAAGUCCUGACCUACCCCCCGCCCAAUCUGACGUCUGGCAACCAGAUGGACUUUGAAGAUAUGCUCGAGUAGCACUGUUUGCUUUCAUCUAUUCUGCCUGUCCUCUCCCUCUUCCUGAAUCUUGCUUUCUUGCUAGACUGUAUAUUAUCACCUACCUUAACACACGUUAACAAAUGAAUACCCGCUUAAUUGCCAUCUGGUGUAUGGUGCUAUGCAAUCGG
Linderina pennispora is the source of this 1396-nucleotide messenger RNA. RefSeq lists its product as uncharacterized. Lineage: Eukaryota; Fungi; Kickxellomycota; Kickxellomycetes; Kickxellales; Kickxellaceae. The transcript has a single exon. The record is from RefSeq and is a predicted model, not a curated record. The coding region runs from base 498 to 1247 and encodes 249 amino acids.